UCGCAUCGGCGCGAUUGAUCAUUUGCGAGAUUAUUUUUUAUUUAUAAAUAUCUCGGACCCGUUGCCAAUUGGGACCACUUAGUCUAAAUGUUUCUCCUUGACAUUCCAUUGAUGACAUCGUGAGAGUGUUCCGAACCUGUCGGUUAGGCAGGUGCAAACAGUUGCAAAUGCCACAGAAGGUUUUCCUGCCUUGUUCCAAACAUAAAUAGUUAUUGAUUGACGCAAUUGGAGGAUUUGAUUUGAGUUGAGAGAGAGAGAGAGAGAGAGAGAGAGAGAGAGAAGGAGAGAUUAUAUCUUUUAAAAAUUUCGUAUUUAACUGAACACAUAAUUUGGAUGUUAUAAUAAGCUACAACUAGGACGCUAAUCUGAUUCUCAAAUGAAUUGAGGAAGCAACAUUACAUUUUAUUUUCGAUGCCAGAAUCAUGUUUUAUUUUAAAACAUGCAAAGUACAACUCAGCAUUGCUAAAAAGAAUACACUUUAUGUCUGCUCAUAACGUCACCGUCCGAAUCAAUCAAAACUGCUAAGAUACUUAAGUAAAUAUUGAGUGUCUCUCAUCACUGAAAAAUUUAUUAAUUAUAUGGAAGAAUCACGAUGACAAAAAUGAACGAAAUGAUGAUACGGGUGUUAUACGGAAGCGAGACCGGAACCGCUCAAGACGUUGCUGAACAAAUCUGGAAGAGCGCCAAAAGGAAAGGAUUGCGAAGCACAGUAUCAUCUCUGAAUGACUAUGACAUUCAAAAUCUCCCUUCCGAACAACUGAUUAUCUUCGUUGUCGCAACAACUGGACAAGGAGAUCCUCCAGCCAAUAUGAAACAAUUCUGGAGACAUCUGUUACGCAAGACUCACCCAGCAACCAUGCUCCAAAAUCUAAAAUAUGGCGUACUUGGAUUGGGCGAUAGUUCUUAUUCAAAAUUCAAUUUUGCUGCGAAGAAAUUAAAUAAACGUCUCAUGCAAUUAGGUGGCGAAGAAUUAUUACCCAUUGGACUUGCCGAUGAUCAGCAUAAUCUAGGAAUUGAUGCUGUGGUCGAUCCCUGGAUCAAAAAAUUGUGGGAAGAAAUUGCAAAUGUUUUCAAAAUUUCUGUAGAGGACAAAAUAAACAAAGAAGAUUUGAUAAUUGAGAGAUAUAAUAUUUCAAUAAUAGAAAUGAAUCAAUCAAAUCCGAUACAUAUUGACGAAAGGUUACUAGACAUUUCAUAUCAUUUAAAUACUGACAUAUAUGCACAAGAAACAUUCAUUAAUAGCGACAUCAGAAUAGGAACGAUAGUUGAAAAUAUAAGAACUACUUUCCAAGAUCACUUUCAAGAUGUUAGAUUAAUAACAAUCGAAGCGAAUAAUAUUAAUUACAAUCCUGGAGACGUUAUCUACAUUAGACCGAAGAAUACGGCGGAACAAGUAAAACGGUUCUUUGAUAUACUACACGAACACGAUAUAAAACUGUUUCCAGAUACAAUAAUUCAAGUAUCGGAGAAGGAGAUAAAGAUUCCAUUUGUUUUAAAACAAAAUUUAACUUUAGGAGAGAUUGUUGAGCAAUACUGGGAUCUGAAUUUCAAGCCACGAAGAUCUACCAUGCACACUUUAUCUCUUAUCAGCGAAAAUGAAUUAGAGAAAGAAAAACUGUGUGAAUUUGCCAGUCCGAUUGGCCAAGAAGAGCUUUAUGAUUAUAUAAACAGGCCAAGAAGAAAUGUUUUGGAAGUCCUCACAGAUUUCCCUCAUACGACCAGUAAAUUAAACAUUAAAUUAUUGUUUGAAAUCAUGUCACCCAUAAAGCCACGUCCUUAUAGCAUUGCCUCCAGUUUAGAAGAUACUCCAAAUAGAAUACAAGUUCUAGUAGCAGUAGUUAAAUUUAAGACUAGAUUGAUGAAGCCGAGAUUUGGGUUAUGUUCAAAGUGGUUGGCAAGUUUAAAUAAUAAUGACAAAGUGAUAUUUUGGCUGCAGAAAGGUACUUUUCGGUUUGAUAAUGAUAAGCCGAUGAUUUUGAUUGGUCCUGGAACUGGAGUGGCUCCGUUUAGAUCUUUGCUUUUAGAAAAAGUGAAAAAAGGAAAAGAUUUAAAAGAAUGUAUCCUGUUUUUUGGAUGUAGAAAUGAGAGUAAGGAUUAUCACUGUAGAGAAGAUUUUGAACGUUUAUCAAGAAAAAAUAAUCUGAAAGUAUUCUGCGCGUUUUCCAGAGAUCAGCAUCACAAAAUAUAUGUCCAACAUCUUAUCCGCCAACAAAGAGAGCUGUGUUGGCAGUUUUUAGAAAAUAAUGGUAAUAUUUAUUUAGCAGGAACAGAACCAGUACGUCUUUCACCAGGAUGGGAAGGCACAGGUAGACCUGACGACGAAUUGAAUUUUAAAGGUGUUACAAUGGAUCAAGCAGAUCUCGAAUUGAAUCCUCCUAGAGAUAGAUUAAAUUUAGUAUUUUUCAUAUUGGUACUUCAUGGAAUCGGUGCCUUGAUGCCAUGGAAUAUGUUUAUAACAGCUAAAGAUUAUUUUGUCAGUUACAAAUUGUCGAAGGAAUACACUGGUGUAGCUACAAACUAUGCGAUGAAUUUUCUCGCAUAUCUGUCAUUUGCAUCACAAGUACCAAAUUUAUUAUUCAAUUGGCUGAAUAUAUUUUUACAAUUUGGAGGCAACUUAACUACGCGUAUAGUAUGGAGUAUCUUUGUUUUGGUCUUAAUAUUUGUCUUUACUGUCAUUUUGGCAAUGACUGAUAGUUCUGGUUGGCCUGGAAUAUUCUUCUGGAUUACUAUGAUAUCUGUGGUUGUAUUAAAUACUGCCAAUGGCAUUUAUCAGAACUCAGUGUUUGGAAUGGCAGCUAAAUUACCUUUCAGAUACACAGGUGCUGUUGUCUUAGGCUCGAAUAUUAGUGGAACUUUUACAGCCAUAAUAAAUUUCCUAGUUCAAAUAAUGGCGCCGAACGCGCGCACUGCCGCAAUAUAUUACUUCAUCACGGCUUUAUUUAUUCUCCUGGCCUGCUUUGACACAUACUUUGCACUUCCAAUUAAUAGAUUUUAUCGAUAUCACGAGCUUCUUCAUCAAAAAGAGACGAAUAAAAGGCAAUUAGAGAACAAUUCAAGAGGAAAAUAUAAACCAGCUUAUUGGAAGGUGUUCAAGGCAUGCUUCCCACAAUGUUUCAAUAUAUUUUUAAUCUUCUUCGUCACUUUAGCGCUUUUUCCAUCUGUCCAAUCUGAUAUACAGUCUUCAGACAAGAAUUUUGUAAUUCCCUCUGAAUAUUAUAGCAAUGUUAUGUGCUUUUUAACAUUCAAUAUCACUGCCAUGCUAGGAAGUUUAAUCGCAUCGUUGGUUCAGUGGCCGAGCAAAAAGUAUCUGGUGAUUCCAGUGAUUCUGCGAGUUGUUUACAUACCAUUGUUCUUGAUCUGUAACUAUCAGCCGAUGGGCACAGAAAGAAUAUUGCCGGUACUUAUUAAGAAUGAUUGGGUGUUCUGGGUCAUUGCCAUUACUAUGGGCCUUACUAGCGGUUAUCUGUCGUCAUUAUCGAUGAUGUAUUGCCCUAGAAUGGUGGAUUCACAGUACGCUUCGACGGCCGGCAUGUUUGGAGCGGCUUCUUUGAUGACGGGGAUUUUCACGGGAAUUCUAUUUUCCAUGGUGAUGCCUUCUAUCGUGGCCAACAUAAAAUUUUGAUCGUUUUAAAGAUAAGGUUCAGCAAUAUGCUUAUAUCAACUCAGGAGCUAAAAAAAUAUUGCAAAUUAAGAAUGCAGUCUAUCUCCCACACACACAUAAUUACAAAUUAAAAUGAUGUGAAAUAACAAUUUAAAAGCUUGAAGAAAUAACAAUGUUGAAGAAGAAAAGUAAAACGUUAUUCCUAAGAACAACUCGAGAAAAGAAAUGACUUUUCAGAAAUGAACAUUACUUUCCUCGACACAAAUAAGAGAGAUGUUUUCCAGAAUGCUCGUUUGCUUAUAUAUACGUUAAAUACAUACAUAUAUAUAUAUCUAAUCGUACAAUUCUUUAAAUAACAAUUAAGGACAUAAAUAACAAUAUAAGGACAAGCUCUUAAUUAAGUAAAAGCUAUUUGGAAGCAAUGCGUGUUUUUUAUAAGUGUGUGGCUUGGAGUUUUUAUUGAUUGAUAAUUUUUAAAGUCCCGUUAAUAGAAGAAAUAGAUACAAAAGUAAAUUAAGACCAUGUAAAGUGCAUUAAUGAUACAAAAUGAUCAUCUCAUACAACAGAUUUGUAUAGGAAAUACCGGAAUCCAUGGUUUUAUGAGAAUUAUAAAAACUAAUUCUCUACUAUUAUUACUACUGCCCCUAUUACUAAAACCGGACCAAUAAGCCUUAUUAAUAAAAAGAAGUUAAGCGGCGCUCCAUUUUUUGUAUUGUUCAAAUAGAAAUCGCUAAAUCAUUAUCAGGAAGAUCACAUAUUUAAACCUGUAAUUCGUUACGCGUUUAACACUAAAUGCAUUUUUUAUUUAUUACAAUCACAUUUAAGAGAAAAUAAAAACAUUUAAUAGAAUUGUUCUCUCAUGUAGUGCUAAACGCGUAACGAGAAUAUAUCUCUUAAUAGAUAAGCAUUACAUUUUUAAAUAGAGUUUACUAAAGUUGUCACGCUGAAUUUCCCUGCAAAAAAUAUUUCAAUUUUGAAAUUACUAUAGCUAUAGAUAAGUAAUAGUUGAAACUAAUUUUAAA
Molecule: messenger RNA, 4623 nt
Organism: Mycetomoellerius zeteki
Lineage: Eukaryota; Metazoa; Arthropoda; Insecta; Hymenoptera; Formicidae
Product: NADPH-dependent diflavin oxidoreductase 1
Exons: 13
Coding region: 593-3622 (1009 amino acids)
Biological process (GO): nucleoside transmembrane transport
Cellular component (GO): membrane; cytosol
Molecular function (GO): flavin adenine dinucleotide binding; FMN binding; nucleoside transmembrane transporter activity
Source: RefSeq, a predicted model, not a curated record